GUAUUUACUUGUUCAAGUGUGCCUUGUUUUUUGGUUUUUUUAUUUUCCUGUUCAGAAGGGAAUACAAAAUGGCAGCUACUUGCACAUAUGUGAUAAAGUAUUUGGAUGGAUUUAUAUUCAAAUGCUUGUUUAUUUGUUUUUUUUUUUUUUGUAUAUUUAUGUCGAAUGAAAACCUCUAUGGGUAAGAUGAGUGGUUGAUGAGAUAUGAAGAUCUCAUGUCAGUUGAGUGUAUGACCAAUGUUGUCCUUGAGCUGUUAUUUGUGGCUGAAUUAGGUCUAUUCCUUUCUCAUCUAAUACAAUCUUUUGAAAGUAUUUCAAUUUUGCCAUAGUUAACAAAUGUUUGGUUAAGAAGAAAUAUUGUGGAGGGAGAGGAAAUGAGGGAAGAGUGACAAGCAGCAAAAUUGGAGCUGUUUGGUAGCGUGAAAAGGGCAAUGAAAUACUAACAAGCAGUGGAUCCCGCAGUUUUGAAGUUCCAUGAUUUGCAUGCAAUCUUUGGUGUAAUUCUCAUUCGACAAAACUGGCACUGCACGAGUUGCUACUGGAGCUCAGCGGCACUGCUGGUGGUCGUCAUCUUUGUGGAGUCAAUUUUCAAUGUUUUUGGUUGAAGGCAUAAUCCAUUAUGGUGCCACCUCAUCAAUUAUACGUUCAACAAAAAUUGGUUAUGAAAUAGUUGUUGGGUUUCUUGAGAGAAGAUCACCGGAGAGAUACAACAAUGAGACAUUAGUCCAAUCCAUACAUAAAGGAUUGACACCAUCUUUAAACCAAAACCUUAAGACAAUGGGUUUUCAUCCUUAUAUGGUGUUAAACUUUCUUAUUUUUACUCAACUUGAGACUUAGACGUACACUUAGAUUUCCAACCGUACUAUACCAAUAGAUUCCUACCAUAAUGUUAGCUACAUGUUGGAUCUUGGUUAAGUUUGAUUUGUUUCAUUUUCUUUUUUAUUUUACCUGUCAAUAAGUUUCAAUUCUUUAAAUCAUGCAUUUCAUUCGAUUCUGAUUUUUCAUUCCUUGUAAAUUAAAUGACACUAAGAAACAUUAGGUCUAUCCUUUCUACAACUUUAAUUGGUAAUUUCACUUAUCUACAAAGUCAGUGGACUCAGGAUGCAUACUUGUUAAGAGCCUAAGUGAUUGUUAUGAAAUUGCAGUUCCAGAUUCUGAUAUUAAUCUUCCAUCAGAUACACAUACGAUCAGACGAGAGGUGGUCAAAGGCAGAAGCACCCUUAAGGCACUGGAGGGGUUUUAAAACCUUGAAGCAAGGCGUGUUAGAAAGUACAUGCCAUACCAAAGAAAGGCAUAUUAACAUUAGAAAAAGAAAACAGAAAAAUAUCUUACUGUUUCAGUAUUCAGCAUUGGUUUUCAUAAAAGAUGCUAGUCCUAAUCUGAAAAUGGAAAACGAUCAGAGAGCUGGUGGUACACAAGAUAGUUCAAUAAUGAAAUCUGUUGAUCAAAGAGUGCGCUCUAAGGGGCGCAAUGACAUAAUGACUCGCCGGCUGAAGAAUCGAGAGAGGCAACGAAGGUACAGGGCACGGAAGCGGCUAGAAGCUGAAACAAAGAAGUCAUUUGUUGUCGAAGAGACACCAACUGUGAAAGUUGAACAACCACCAAAUGGGAACCACAACAACAACUUCAUGACCCGAAUAUAUUGCAAACGAGAUUGGAAGAAGGAUGCUAGACGUGCCCAUGUGUUAAAACAUCAACAAAUGAAUACCAUAACUGGCAUGCCUGAGAUGUCUUGCUUAGCCAUUGGAAAUAAGUCAGAAACAGUGCCAGAGAAGAAGGAAAUUCAGUCUGAAUCUUCUAGUGUUGUUAGUACUGAAACUCCUAGAGUGGUGUUGAGUCGAAGAAAUUGGAAAGCAGAAGCUAGAAGAAAGAAAAACUAGUUGACUCUUCAUUUCGCGUUUUGAAAAGAGCUUUGAAAUUAUCAGCACUGGAGAAAAUCUGCUUCAUUUUCUACGUUAUUCAUUCAUAUAUUUCAUCACAGACGUAGAAAGGCCAUUAAAGAAGAUACCUGGCUGAGUCUAUCUCAUUGCUUGAUCUUUGUCACAGAGUUAAUCAGAAGAUCAUCUCCACAGUGAAACGGAUUUUUUAUGACACGUUGAGUAUGCAGGUAGAGUUUUCAACUUUAGUGCAAUGUAUGCUUGAGAAACAAACUAUCAAUCCUAUUUAUGAAUUUGUAAUAUAUAAAUCUUGAUUUACGAAAUAAGAUGCUCUUAGAAGUCAAUCUCAUA
Molecule: messenger RNA, 2228 nt
Organism: Vigna unguiculata (cowpea)
Lineage: Eukaryota; Viridiplantae; Streptophyta; Magnoliopsida; Fabales; Fabaceae
Product: FAM50A-like protein
Source: RefSeq, a predicted model, not a curated record